Messenger RNA from Physcomitrium patens, 2217 nucleotides. RefSeq names its product serine/threonine-protein kinase BSK5. NCBI's taxonomy places the organism in Eukaryota, Viridiplantae, Streptophyta, Bryopsida, Funariales, Funariaceae. Gene Ontology annotation, biological process: protein phosphorylation; brassinosteroid mediated signaling pathway. Gene Ontology annotation, molecular function: protein kinase activity; ATP binding. The record is from RefSeq and is a predicted model, not a curated record.
CCGGAAAGAUAAAAACAGUGCUGCAGAAAUAGAGAGGAGGAGAGAAAGAGGAGGAGCCAGAGAGAGAGAGGAACCCACCACCACCACUCCCCCACCCCGCCCUGCCCUGCCCUGGGGCCUCACUUCACCUGUCUCUAUUUCCACGCAUAGCCUUCCCUCCUCCUGCUCCUCGUAUUCCCCUUCGCCCCCUUUUUUGCUUGCUGGAGCCACAGCAGCAGAGCAGAGAGAGGAGAGCGGGCUGAGGGACCCGCAAGACGGGGCUGAAGUAGAUGAUGCUGGCUUGUUGGGCUGAUCAAUGGGAGCGUGGGUGAGAGAGGGCGAGAGAGUGAGAGAAGGCGGAAAGCGGGUGUUGGAGAGAUGUUGCUGUAACUGAGGGCGUGGGGAAUAACGUGGCCAUUGGGGUUGCUGGCUCUGAUUGAGGAUCGCAUCGUGGUGGUGAAGUGGUGUUUGUAACCUGGUGGGUCGUGGUCUGUUUGGGAGGUGGGUGAAGGUGGGCCAAUCUUGGUGAGAUUUCGGAUAGAUUCCAGCUUGUGCGGUUGCAAGCUUACGUGUUGUUGUACCGCCAGUGCGUGCGUGCGUGCGUGUGUGUGUUUGUGUUGGGGGGCAAGUUUCGUCUUUGUAAUCGGUGGGUGGGUUGUUCGGGUGAAUUUCGGAGGGAUUUGGUUGAUGUAAUCGGAUGGGAGGAAGACGUGCUGGAGGCUUAGACGAAGCUGCAUUGGUGUCGGCAAUGGUAGAUUGAGGACGGUGCGGUACGGGCUGGCGCGGGUUGGGACGUAGAGGGGUACAGGGAUGGGCUGCCUCAGUUCGAAGCCCAAGAACUCACGCCGAGCCAGCCUCAAUGACAUAGAUCCUGAGAAAGCUGACUUAGAAAAUGGAAGACGAGCGGAACCAGAAUCUGUGCCAGACUUUAAGGAGUACCCAUUAGAAACGCUGAAAGUAGCCACUAGAGGGUUCAACGCAGAUCUUAUUGUCUCAGAGAGCGGGGAGAAGGCACCCAACUUGGUCUAUAAAGGAAAGCUGGAACAGAAUCGACUUGUUGCUGUGAAGCGGUUUCCUAAAUCGGCAUGGCCUGAUGCGAAAGGCUUCUCGGACGAGGCUUGGAAGGUGGGUCAAGUAAGGCAUGAGAGACUCGUGAACUUAAUUGGAUACUGUGUUGAGGGUGAUGAGAGGCUACUUGUUGCUGAAUUCAUGCCGCACGACACUCUUGCGAAACACCUUUUCCAUUGGGAGAAGCAGCCAAUGAAGUGGGGCAUGCGGUUACGUGCUGCACUUUAUGUUGCGCAGGCGCUUGAUCAUUGUUCAAACAACAACCUUCGCCUUUACCAUGAUUUGAAUGCUUAUCGUGUGAUGUUUGACCAGGAUGGCAGCCCUCGAUUAUCUUGUUUCGGUCUGAUGAAAAACAGCAGAGAUGGCAAGAGCUACAGCACAAACCUGGCAUACACGCCUCCUGAAUAUCUACGCACAGGAAGGGUGACACCAGAAAGUGUAAUUUACAGCUAUGGAACUGUGCUACUCGAUCUCUUGAGUGGAAAACACAUUCCACCUAGCCAUGCGUUGGAUAUAAUUCGCGGGAAAAACAUGCUCAUGCUAAUGGACUCCUACUUGGAAGGAGAGUACUCCAACGACGAUGGUUUAGAGGUCGUUCGUCUGGCAUCACGGUGUUUGCAGUUUGAACCGCGUGAACGGCCCAAUGCGAAGAUGCUUGUGACUGCACUCACCCCUCUUCAGCGGAGAACCGAGGCAGCUGGUCGGUCAGUAUCUCUAAAUCAAUAGCAGGCAGGCAUGCAGAGAGAGAGAGAGAGAGAGAGAGAGAGAGAGAGAGAGAGAGAGAGAGAGAGAGAGAGAGGGGGCUCUUAACUAGAUGAGAAUAGGAACAUUUUUUAAAGGAAGAAUCAGGCUUGCAGAACGAGGCUCAUUUAUUAAUUGGGACAUGCAUUUUCAAAAGUUAGAUGUUGCCUCAUGAAAGCCCAGUCUUUGCCUGAGAUGUUAACGUUUGCUGCUUCGAAAAGUAUCCGUCCCAGAUUUUUGAUACUUUGAGUAGUGGUGACUUGGCGAGACUGAGGCUGCAACAUGACAAUGGUUUCAUCCAAGCUUUACCUGUCAUUAGCAGGGUUGUUUUUAUUUCAAUGGAUUGACGCAAGCUUGAAAGGCCUUCUUGCUUGGCUUCUUUCAAGUUUCCCUGUGGUUAACACAAUGCGUUAGGAUCUUUUAAUUGUA